Messenger RNA from Coffea eugenioides, 954 nucleotides. RefSeq names its product 60S ribosomal protein L19-1. The transcript is spliced from 5 exons. Gene Ontology annotation, molecular function: structural constituent of ribosome; RNA binding. Gene Ontology annotation, biological process: translation. Gene Ontology annotation, cellular component: cytosolic large ribosomal subunit; ribosome. Lineage: Eukaryota; Viridiplantae; Streptophyta; Magnoliopsida; Gentianales; Rubiaceae. The record is from RefSeq and is a predicted model, not a curated record. The coding region runs from base 84 to 704 and encodes 206 amino acids.
UUUAGAUAUUCUUCAACAAGCGUGUAUUUGUAGGCAGCGAAACCCUAGUUCUUGCGGCUGGAGAGAUACAGAGAGGAGGAAAAAUGGUGUCGCUGAAGCUUCAGAAGCGCUUAGCAGCAAGCGUACUCAAGUGCGGGAAGGGAAAGGUGUGGCUUGACCCGAAUGAAGUCAGCGAAAUCUCCAUGGCCAAUUCCAGGCAAAACAUUAGGAAAUUGGUCAAGGAUGGGUUUAUUAUUAGAAAACCGACAAAGAUUCAUUCUCGCUCUCGUGCACGCAGAAUGAAGGAGGCGAAGAGAAAGGGACGCCAUUCUGGAUAUGGUAAACGCAAGGGUACAAGGGAAGCAAGGCUUCCUACAAAAAUCCUCUGGAUGAGGAGAAUGCGUGUCCUCAGGCGUUUGCUUCGGAAGUACAGGGAGGCCAAGAAGAUUGAUAAACAUAUGUAUCAUGACAUGUACAUGAAAGUGAAGGGUAAUGUCUUUAAGAACAAGCGAGUGCUAAUGGAAAGUAUCCACAAGUCAAAGGCUGAGAAGGCAAGAGAAAAGACAUUGUCUGAUCAGUUUGAGGCCAAGCGAGCCAAGAACAAGGCAAGCAGGGAAAGGAAAAUGGCCAGGAGAGAAGAGCGUUUGGCCCAGGGACCUGGGGCAAAAGCACCACCAGCGCCUGCCUCUCAGCCAACAGAGGGAACAAAGAAGUCGAAGAAGUGAUCUGUUGGAAUUAAUUAUAUAUGGCCGUGCUGAAGCCACCUAUUUGGCUAGUCAAAUUUUGUCUAGUUUCAUGUUACUUUUAUUCCUAAAUUAUGGUCAAGGGCCUCUCUAUAAACUUGGAAGUUUGUUUGUAAGUUCAGAUUGUUUUUGUUGGUGAAUGGUGCUGAAUGGUGAAACUUAUUUCUGUUUACUAAUUGAACUCGUAUUGGGUGUGAGUUUAUUCUGUGAGACUGUUGAGAUUUUUACUGAA